Messenger RNA from Lagopus muta (rock ptarmigan), 6830 nucleotides. RefSeq names its product ankyrin repeat and sterile alpha motif domain containing 1A (gene ANKS1A). The coding region runs from base 38 to 3625 and encodes 1195 amino acids. Gene Ontology annotation, cellular component: cytosol. NCBI's taxonomy places the organism in Eukaryota, Metazoa, Chordata, Aves, Galliformes, Phasianidae. Gene Ontology annotation, molecular function: protein binding. The transcript has 25 exons. The record is from RefSeq and is a predicted model, not a curated record.
GCCUGGCGGGAGGCGGUGGCGGCGGCCGGGCCGGGCCAUGGGGAAGGAGCAGGAGCUGCUGGAGGCCGCCCGUACCGGGAACCUGCCCGCCGUAGAGAAACUGCUGUCGGGAAAACGCCUCAGCUCCGGUUUCGGUUCCGGGGGAAGCGGAGGAGGUGGUGGUGGAGGUUCCGGGGGUGGUGGAGGCGGUGGAAGCGGCGGUGGAGGAGGAGGAGGUGGAGGUGGUGGUGUGGGGCACCCGCUGUCCAGUCUGCUGAGCAUCUGGAGAGGGCCAAAUGUGAACUGCGUUGACAGUACUGGAUACACUCCACUGCACCAUGCUGCUUUGAAUGGUCAUAAGGAUGUGGUGGAAGUCCUCUUGAGGAACGACGCGCUCACCAACGUGGCAGACUGUAAGGGCUGCUACCCCCUGCACCUGGCAGCUUGGAAAGGAGAUGCAGACAUAGUGAAGCUCCUCAUCCACCAGGGACCUUCGCAUACUAAAGUGAAUGAGCAGAAUGCUCUUGAGAUCAAAGAACUCAAAAAGUACGGCCCUUUUGACCCAUAUAUCAAUGCCAAGAACAAUGACAACGAGACAGCACUGCACUGCGCCGCGCAGUACGGCCACACCGAGGUGGUGAAGGUCCUCCUGGAGGAGCUCACCGACCCCACCAUGCGUAACAACAAGUUUGAGACCCCCCUGGACCUGGCCGCUCUCUACGGGAGGCUGGAGGUUGUGAAGAUGCUGCUGAACGCUCACCCCAAUCUUUUAAGCUGCAACACAAAGAAACACACUCCCCUGCACUUGGCGGCGAGGAACGGUCACAAAACCGUAGUCCACGUCCUCCUGGAUGCUGGCAUGGAUAGCAACUAUCAGACUGAAAAAGGCAGUGCUUUGCACGAAGCUGCUUUGUUUGGCAAGACAGAUGUGGUACAAAUAUUGCUGGCUGCAGGUAUUGAUGUGAACAUAAAGGAUAACAGAGGCCUGACGGCUCUGGAUAUCGUGAGGGAGCUUCCUUCUCAGAAAAGUCAACACAUAGCAGCUCUCAUUGAAGAUUACACGACUGGGAAGAAAAGUGCCAAAGCUGCAGAGAAGACAGCGCAGGCACCGCCUGCUCCAAGCACCGACCCUGCGUGCUGGAUCCCUCAGGGUGACGUGGAGAAAGCAGUGACAGAGCUGAUCAUAGACUUUGAUGUGAACCCAGAAGAGGAAAGCCCAUAUGAAGCUUUGUACAACGCAACGUCCUGUCACUCCCUGGACAGCCUUGCCAGUGGGAAGUCUUCAGACAGAGAGUCUGUGAAUAAGGAAGUGGAAGCAGCUGGCCUUAAAGCAGCAGGAGUCAGGCCUAGAGAGCGUCCACCCCCCCCUGCUAAACCACCGCCUGAUGAAGAAGAGGAGCAGCACACGGAGAAGAUGGGCCAUGGUGCUUCCUGUGAGGCCACUGUUGCACGAGGAAAGAGCAGAGGAAGUGGAGCUGAGGAAGAGGAGCACCCUUAUGAGCUGUUGCUUACAGCGGAGACUAAAAAGCCAGUGGCAGUGGAUAGAAAAACAAAAGACCACAGGAGGAGCAGCGGUGGCCGCAGCCAGGACUCUGCAGACACCCAGGACAUCCAGGUUCCGGAGCAGUUCUCGGGGCUGCUUCACGGUUCUUCCCCCAUCUGUGAAAUAAGCGAGGACCCUUUCAGGCUCGUUCCUUCCGCGGAGAAAGGAGGCGUGGAAGCAGCGAGCCACCCACCUGCUAUGCAGCUGGAGGAUGCUGAUUUACCUGCCCCUGCAUCAGCACCGACCGGCUCUCCAGAACACAACCAGAAAGCAAUCUACGCAACCGUCCAACACGCUCACGUCAACCGGGCGGAUCCUGAAACUGUAGGCACGCCCCACGUGCUCCAGCACCCCGGCGCUGCCGAGGACGAGGGGGACAGAGGUGGUGCUGUGGGCAGAGCCCACCCGGGGAGCAAACCCAAAGCCGAGCUCAAGCUCAGCCGCAGCUUGUCCAAAUCAGACUCCGACCUCCUGACCUGCUCCCCAACGGAGGACGAUGCCAUGGGGAGCCGGAGCGAAUCGCUCUCCAACUGCAGCACUGGGAAGAAGAGGUUGGAGAAGUCGCCGUCCUUUGCUUCGGAGUGGGAUGAGAUUGAGAAAAUCAUGAGCUCCAUUGGCGAAGGCAUCGACUUCUCCCAGGAGCAGCAGAGGAUCUCAGGUUCUCGGAUGCUGGAGCAGAGCGUGGGGGAGUGGCUGGAGUCCAUCGGCCUGCAGCAGUACGAGAGUAAGCUGCUUUUGAACGGCUUUGAUGAUGUCCGUUUCCUGGGCUGUAAUGUCAUGGAGGACCAGGACCUUCGGGACAUUGGGAUCGGAGACCCGCAGCACCGCCGGAAGCUCCUGCAGGCAGCUCGCUCCCUGCCAAAGCUGAAGCCCCUGGGCUGUGAUGGGAACAGCCAGCCGUCUGUCCCUGCCUGGCUCGACUCCUUGGGGCUGCAGGAUUACAUCCAGUCCUUCCUCUCGAGCGGCUACAGCUCUAUUGACACUGUGAAAAACCUCUGGGAGCUUGAAAUAGUCAACGUGCUGAAGGUGAACCUGUUGGGCCAUCGGAAGAGGAUCAUCGCCUCGCUGGCUGACCGGCCCUAUGAGGAACCCCCAGCAAAGCCACCACGCUUCUCACAGCUGAGAUGCCAGGACUUGAUGUCCCAGACGUCGUCACCUCUGAGCCAGAACGACUCCUGCACGGGCAGAUCUGCUGAUCUCCUGCUGCCCUCCGGGGACUCUGGGAAGAGGCAACACGAGCGUGGCAGCGAGCUGGCCACGUACUCCAAAGUUGAGCGCUACAAAGCACAGGAGGACCGUCGGGAGUCAAAGCUGACCCUGCGCCCCCCCAGCCUGGCUGCCCCCUACGCACCGGUCCAAAACUGGCAGCACCAGCCAGAGAAGCUCAUCUUUGAGUCCUGCGGGUACGAGGCCAACUACCUGGGCUCCAUGCUGAUCAAGGACCUCCGAGGUACAGAAUCAACGCAGGAUGCCUGUGCCAAGAUGAGGAAAUCCACAGAGCAUAUGAAGAAAAUCCCGACCAUAAUACUGUCCAUCACAUACAAGGGAGUGAAGUUCAUCGAUGCCUCUAACAAGAAUGUCAUUGCUGAGCAUGAGAUCCGUAACAUCUCCUGUGCUGCCCAGGACCCUGAGGAUCUCUGCACGUUUGCCUACAUCACCAAGGACCUGCAGACCAGCCACCACUACUGCCACGUCUUCAGCACCGUGGAUGUGAACCUGACUUACGAGAUCAUCCUCACCCUGGGGCAGGCGUUUGAGGUCGCCUACCAGCUGGCCCUCCAAGCCCAGAGAGCGAAACCUCUGGGUGCUGCAGCGGGAGAAACGAUCGAAACAAAAUCUUCCAAACCGGUGCCUAAACCACGAGCUGGCGUGAGGAAAUCCGCAGUGCCGCUCCCUCCCGACACCCGCUGUUGUUACUGUCACACCUGUACAACUCACCGCCCCUCCUACCUGCCGCUGCAGUCUGUUAGUCCUGGAGCUAAGCUGGAGCCCCCUGAAAUGGACCAAGAUUCCCAGUCUCAUGCCAGUGUCUCGUGGGUCGUGGACCCCAAACAGGACUCCAAGCGGACCCUCAGCACUAAGUAUGAGACCACUAUCUUCUAAAGCAAACCAACCCCGUGUCCACCUAUAGUCUAACCGUGCCUUUGCGAUCUGAUCUGUCUGCUGUUCUAAACUCCCUCUUCCUCCAGCUGCUCGCACUGAGCCCCGCGUAGGCACUACGUCAAAGGCAGCAGCACUUAAGAGACUGUAGACUUAAACGGCUUUUGUACCUGAUCACUACUGAACACUGUGAAUUCUCCUUACUCGGAAACAAGGGUAACACGCUGUUAGAUCCCCGUCAGGUGGGAGGUGCAGAGGGGUGCAGGCUGGGGGCAUCCGAGACGCGGAGCCAGGAAGCUGCCCACCAUUUUCACGUCUUUCCCCUCGCUCUGGCACUGUGACUCCCUGGGGUGACAUGGCACUCCCCCAGGCCUUUUUUUCUAUUUCACCUUCUUAUCCUCGGACUGAUGGAGACCUCUUGUCUCUGCGGUGCACGCACUCUCUCCUUCUAGCUCCUCUACUUCCCGACUGAGCCACGGCUGCACACUGUUCCAGUGAAGUCACCCCUCUCCUUACUGUCACUUGAAUCGACACUAACCACUGUGAUGCUGUCUGCAAAUAACACCUUCACUAGAUUUCCUCACAGGGACCCUGCUCACAGCCUCUCUCCUCGAAGCGUGGAGCAGAACAGCUGCUCUGCUGGCGGCACAGCCUUGGGCUGGGUGCCACUGUUCCCACUGUGAGCUCGGGCCCUUCUUGGGGCCGUGAGUGUCCUGCAGGAGCUGUGUGGCUGCAUGCAUUUCCGUCCCUUUUAGGGCUUACCCCCACAGUCCUUCUGUUCUUGGUCACCAGACCACUGUGAGCUCUGGGUGCGGUUCUCACUUUGCAGAUUGCGAAGAGGUCAGGCACUGAAAGGCUCAUGCUGCUGGCCCUGUGCUGGGAAGGAGCCGUGGUUGAGCCGUGCUGUCGGGGUGCAGCAGGCAGAGCUGUGCUGUGCUCAGUGCAUUUCCUGCGGUUUCACAUCUUUGCCAAAGGGAGGGAUGUGAUUGAAAUCAGUUUGCUGCUGACCCAAAGCCUAUUUUUCAGUCUAUAAAACAUUGCACGAUGAGAGCUAUAGGGAUCUUGAAACAUCUGUUGUCUUUCAUCCGUGAGAGCAAGGAUUUUGGUUAGAAAUGGCCAUGUGUCAGCGGGCACCUUGGCCUUCCUGGCUCUUUCCCAAGUGCACAUGUUUUUCUCUGGGAGAACGUCCCCAUUUCUGUGUGUCUUGGUAGAAGCUGCUUUUGGCUCCAGGAUAUGGGCUGGAAAUUGUUUGCAUGGGAUGCAGGGCAUUCAGCACAGUCAGAGUGGAGCUGGGCAGCCCACACAGCUGCCCACACAGGCUGUCCCUGGAUCUGUCCCCAUUUCCUUCUCUUGCAUUUGCAAAGGAGCAUUUAAGCAGAGGAGGAGGAGGAUGGGGAUGGUUCAGUAGCUGCCAGCACUGGAAAGCAGGGCUCCAGCCCAGUACUGCUUCUCCCCAACUUGCUGUGUGUCCCAACUACUGAGCCUCUCUCUGCCUCAGUUUCCUUAUUUUCAGGAUGGGGACACACAUAGCUACCUCUCAGGGGGUGAGGCGCUCUCUGUCCCCACAGCUGCUUGAGGGCCCUUUAGUGAAAAGCAUUGCAACUUCCACACAGUGGCAGCAAACCCACUGUGCUCCGCUUUGCUCUCCAGCAGAGUAUGGAGCUCUCAGUCCCAGAGCAAUGCUCACAUCCCAGCUCCUUGUGGGCAGCGGCUGCCAAACCUUUCCCAGGGAGGGGCUGAGCAGAUGGGGCAGCUGAAGGUGAGCUGUAGCUCACUGAUGUGCCUCAGUGCGGGCUUUGCAUCUCUGCCGCAUCCCCCACAGCCCAGGUUUGGUGAGCUGGGGGUGACAGUGAGUGUGUUAGAAGGUAAGGGGAUGGCACUUCUCACUCAGCUGUGUGGCACAUCUGCGUGGGCAUGGUGUGUGUGUGUGGACAUGGUGCACUCAGGGCUCUGGUGAUGCUCUGCUUGCAAAAUAGUUUUUUAGAUUUCACCCCAAAUCUCUCUUUGUGAUCACCAUCAGAAAUAAACGGUCAGACCAGCAACCCUGAGUUGCUGACACCUGUUACGUGGGCAUGUUUGUUCUCAUUCCUAAGUUCCACUGAGGCCUUUGGGCUUCUGUUCCCCAGCCCUUUGGUGAAAUCAGAUGUUUCAACAUCUUUAUUGAGCUCUUCCUCAGGAACGGGUUUGAUCUUUCAAAUCCUUCGUGGCUUAAUGGCAUUGAGUGGCAAACUGACUUCAAAACAAGGGCCAGGCUGGUAGGAAUCCAAGUGAGAGGACUCGAGGGAUUGCCUUAAAGCAAGGGAAGCAAAGCCCAGCCGUGUACAUGCAAUUCACGUGUCAGGAAGCCCUUAACACAGAGCCAGUGGUCACACUGCCCUGCCCAGAACGCUGCAGUGUCUGCGGAGCUCCGGGGUUUGGGUUGGAUGCUCAGUGCCUUUCCAAGCUGUAAGAGUGCCCUGAGGCAUUUAUAUCCUUUGGAGAGAAGCUGAGUUCAUGAUAGCAAUGGUAGUUUGGAUUUACCGUGCAGCUGCCCACACGUGUGCCUGCUCCUCGAGGGUCUGAGCUCUGCACUCCCCCUGCUUUCAGCUGGGAUCUGUCGGUUCCUCCUGACGCCAGCUCACUGGUGCACGUGCCUUCCUGAGGGUGACCCUACCCCGGCCGGGGUGGCAGGCAGCCCUGCCUAACUGCAAAGCUUCCUCUGCGUCCAUAACCUCACGGUUGUCUCAUCUCCUGGCUGCACGCCUCGUCUUUCCCAGCACUUGUGUUUGUAUGACUCGGAAAUCAUUCAUUCCAUUAUCUUCCUUUCUGUUUGCCUCUGAAAAGCUGAGCUCCGGGCAGCUGUCUCCUACCACGGAAAUGUAGUAACGGGGCAGAGACCUAAGAAGCAGUGGCCUGCCGACACGACGACCGUCUCCAUCUGGCACUGGUGUCUGCCUGUGAGGGUGUGCAUGGCUGCUCAGUGAGGGCUCCCAAAGCAGAGGGGGAAAGGGAUCCCAGCCACCAGCUGAGAAAAGCAGCUCUCCAUUUCUAGCAAAGGAAAGUUGAGACUUCCGAGGCCGAGCGAUGUCACGUUUCCUAGUCUGAGACAAACUGCUUUCAACCCGUUUCUUUCACACGUGAAAUGAUACAGAGCAAAUCCAGUUCACAGUCUAAAUGUAGCACUGCAGUGGUUUUUUGGGUUUUUUUUGUGUGUGGGUUUUUUUUUUUU